AUGACAGCCAGAACAGCAGACCUGUUGAAUGUAUUUGAGAGAAAGAUGCUGCGAAGAUAUAUGGACCGGUGUGUGAGGCAGGACAGUGGCAUAUCCGUACUAAGCAGAGUUAGCAACACUCUACAGAGAACCCCCACUAUCGGCCCACAUAAGAUUGAUGCGGCUCCGAUGGGCAGGACAUUUGCAACGGAUGCCAGAUAUACGUGUGCCAAGGAAGGAAAGAGCAAAGAUGUGUACAGAUGGUGGAUUUACUACUUCAACAGAAACAACAGCCUCAAGUUGGAAUUGGAAGCCUGCUAUCAGAAAGUUGCUAAAUCUCAAAAGUUGGAACAAGAAGUGGGCAAGGUGACACGCGCACACGAGGAGCUGGUGGCAUCGUGCGAACGUCGCGAGCGCCUGGAACGUGCCGCGCGCGCGCGCCUACAGGGCGAACUGAUGCGCCUGCAAGAGCUCAACCAGAACUUGCUCGAGCAGACUCAGCUGAUGUCUCGCGCACCCUCGCGAGCGCCCUCGCCCGACCACUCGCGCAACGAGAUCACCAAACGCGAGGCGCUUAUCGCUCAGCUCGUCACGCAGAAUAAGGAGUUGAUGGCAGCUAAGGAGCGACAGGAGAUAGAGUUGGCGGCGCAACGGCCACGCUGCAGGAGCAGAGAACGCACAUCGACAUCCUCGACACGGCACUCACCAACGCACAGGGCAACGUCGUCAGGCUCGAAGAAGAGUGCCGCAAGAAGCAGAUCCACGUGGAGCGAGUGGCGCAGUUGCAGCGUGCGCUGUCCUCUCUGCAGUUGGCCAGCGACCGACGCGAGCAGACCGAGCGCAAGUUGCGGCUGCAGCUCGAGCGCGAACUGCGCAGCGAACGCGCCAGAAACAACGCUAACGCAAACGACGCCACCUCCAGCCAAGGUGGCGAGCCGGGUGAAAGCCUUCCCGAGCUGAAGCGGCAGCUGCGAGAGAAGGACGAGAAGAUAAUGCGGCUGGAGGGAGAGGUGGCCAAGUGGGAGCAGCGCUACCUGGAGGAGAGCGAACUCAGGCAGGCGGCCAUUGAUGCUGCCAGCAUACCAAAAGAUGCUAAAAUUGCUGCAUUAGAAAAAACUAGCCAAGAAACUGAGAAGCUCAUCGCUGAAGCAAGAUCUGACAAAAUAAAGCAGAUGGAUGAAGUGAAUGCGGCUAAUAAAAAGUGACCGAACUUGAAACAAG
Molecule: messenger RNA, 1200 nt
Organism: Nilaparvata lugens (brown planthopper)
Lineage: Eukaryota; Metazoa; Arthropoda; Insecta; Hemiptera; Delphacidae
Product: serine/arginine repetitive matrix protein 1-like
Exons: 7
Coding region: 1-939 (312 amino acids)
Biological process (GO): actin cytoskeleton organization; regulation of cell migration
Cellular component (GO): cytoplasmic vesicle; bicellular tight junction; plasma membrane
Source: RefSeq, a predicted model, not a curated record